AUGGAUUUUUUAUGGCUUCAAUUUCAGAAAAUCGGAUUUAAAGGAAGCUAUUCUCUUGGAAUGAUUGAUCAUCGCCAUAUUCACAUUCUUUUUGACUUGGAAGAGGACUACCAUCGAUGUUGGAUCAAAGGGCUCUGGACGUUUGAUUAUCACGUUAUGCGGGUUCUUAAGUGGACUCCGCAAUUUCAUCCAGAGCAUGAAUCGCCUGUUGUCCCGGUGUGGAUUGCUUUUGAAGGGCUGCCAAUUCAUCGUUUCAAUGAGGAUUAUCUUAGUCGUUUGGCGAGCAUUGUUGGAUCUCCGCUAAAAAUUGAUAUCCCGACUCUAAACUUAUCAAGGCCGUCAAUCGCUAGGGUUUGUGUCGAAGUCAAUCUGCUACAAGAUCUCCCAAAAAGAGUACUACUUGGCACGGAGGAAUACUUGUACUACCAAGAAAUUACCUAUGAGAACUUGCCAGAAUAUUGUUCCGAAUGCAAGAAAGUCGGUCAUGGCAUAAAAGUUUGUCGACGCGGCAAGCCAAAGGUCACGGCUAAGGAUCCGAAAACAGCGCCAUUGAAGAAUGCGGACUCUGACGCGGAAGGAUUUGGUUCGGAUACUGAAACUAAUACGGAAAAUCCAAUAAGGAUAGUUAAUGAUGAAACACAAGAUGAUGCUUCGAUUGGACUUAGCAGCAAGGAAACAGAAUUCGAAAAUGAUAAAUUUGUGGUAUCCGAUGGAGAGGAUCAUAAGAAAGCAAAGCUAGAAGCACUUAGGAAUAAGUUACGGUUUCGGGAAGCUUUCGCUUUGGUUACUGGAAAAAUUUGGGUCUUUGCUUCUUCUGAUUGGGUGGUUAAUUUGCUCGGGGGUUCUGAACAAGCCAUGCAUUUUGAAGUUGAAAAUCAGAAAAUAGGAAGAAAAGUUUUAACAUCGGCGGUUUAUGCAAAGUCUACGCGUCAAGAGAGACAGGUUUUAUGGACUAAAUUACGAGAUUUUAUUGGAAGUUAUUCUGGUUUGCCAUGGAUGAUUGGAGGAGGUUUUAAUGUCAUUCGGCAUAUUGGUGAAUAUGAAGGACAGUCGCAGCCAGAUAGAGGGUCAAUGGAUGACUUCAACUCAUGGAUAAAUGACUGUAAUUUGACGGAUUUAGCUCCAGUGGGAAAUCUUUUUACAUGGACGGGAACUAGACAAAAUGGAAAAGUGCUGAAAAGGCUUGAUCGUGUUUUGUUAAAUAAGGAGUGGAUGGAGUUCUUUCAAGCAUCAUUGAUACAUCAUUUAAAUAGAACAACAUCCGAUCAUGCUCCCUUGCUUCAUCAAUUCAGAGCUGAUAUGGAUACCCGACCUAGUCUUUUUCGGUUCCAGAAGAUGUGGCUGAAGGCAUGUCUAAAGGAUUGGAAUAAAUUCGUAUUUGGCAAUGUUUUUCAGAAUCUGAAAGCGGUUGAGGAUGAGGUUUUUUCCGGCUUGUUACAACCCGAAGUUGAGGGGCAGCUGCGCGAAAUGGAGAUGUUCUUUUCAGACGAGCCUGAUAAGCUUGUGUGGACUCCCUCAACAACAGGAGAUUUUACAAUCUCAUCAGCCUACAGAGCAAUCCGGCACCAAAGAGAAGCUUUUCCGUUUCUUAAAAAUUUUUGGAAUAAAAUCAUCCCACUUAAAGCAGCGGAUGAAAGCUUGGACCAUGCUUUUUAUGGCUGCCCGCGUAUUAAACAAGCUUGGAAUUAUUUUGCAGUUGUGUUAGGGCUUCCGAGUCAUAAUGCUAGUUGGUGGAGCAUUGUUCAGUCGUGGCAAACAAUUGGGAAUUUCUCUACGGCAAGAAAAGCGAUUAUUAUAGUUGCUCCUCUAUUCUUGUUGUGGGAAGUGUGGAAGUUCAGAAACAAAAUAAUUUUUGAAGGUACAUCUUUUUCUUUUGAGGCUUUGGUUAAGAAUGUUGUUUCUAACAUCUCUCAAAUGCUAAGUGUACAUAAGAUCCAUGCUAAGAAUCUUGAGGAGAGACAAGAAGUUGAGAGUUUGUUUCAAGUUAAAGUGCUACAUCCACCAAAGAAAACGAUCAAAAUUGUGAAAUUGAAACCUCCGAAUCCAGGGAAGUAUGUUUUGAGUACGGAUGGAUCAGCAUUGGGGCAAUCGGGUGAUGCUGGUUGGGGAUACAUCUUGAGAGGCCAAAAAAGAGUUUUCAUUUGUGCAGAGAGUAAAUAUAUAGGAAGUGCAAUGAGCUUGGAAGCUGAAUUACUUGGAAUUUAUUAUAGUUUAAGGGCUUGCAUUAGGAAGGGUGUGCGCUUUAUUGAGGUUCAAACAGAUAACCAGGUCAUCACAAUAUGCUUAGAAAAGGGCCAUAGUUAUCCAUGGAAGCUUUAUCGUCAUUUUCGCGGAAUCCAGAGCAUGUUACAACAAUCGCAAUCAAAAGUUGUGCACGUAUAA
This is a messenger RNA of Oldenlandia corymbosa var. corymbosa, 2382 nucleotides long. NCBI's taxonomy places the organism in Eukaryota, Viridiplantae, Streptophyta, Magnoliopsida, Gentianales, Rubiaceae. The record is from the annotation of a GenBank genome assembly.